This is a messenger RNA of Apodemus sylvaticus (European woodmouse), 555 nucleotides long. Its product is annotated as zinc finger protein 431-like. NCBI's taxonomy places the organism in Eukaryota, Metazoa, Chordata, Mammalia, Rodentia, Muridae. The annotation marks the transcript as partial. The transcript has a single exon. Gene Ontology annotation, biological process: regulation of DNA-templated transcription. The record is from RefSeq and is a predicted model, not a curated record.
AUGGAUGCAGUGACUUUUGAUGAUGUGCAUGUGAACUUCACUGGGGAAGAGUGGCAUUUGCUGGAUCCCUCCCAGAAGAAUCUCUACAAAGAUGUGAUGUUGGAAACCUACCUGAACCUCAAAGCUAUAGGAUAUAAUUGGGAAGAACAACAUCUUGGAGAACAUUGUCAAAGUACUAUAAGACAUGAAAGGCAUGUAAGAAAUCAUAGUGGAGAGAAACCCUAUGAAUGUAAUCAAUGUGGUAAAGCCUUUGCAAGAUCCAGUCAUCUCCAAAAUCAUAAAAGAAUACAUACUGGAGAGAAACCUUAUGAAUGUAAUCAAUGUGGUAAAGCCUUUUCAGAUGUGAAUAAUUUCCAAAGACAUAAAAGAACACAUACUGGAGAGAAACCUUAUGAAUACAAUCAAUGUGGUAAAGCAUUUACACGGCAAAAUCAUCUCCAAUAUCAUAUAAGAACACAUACAGGAAAGAAACCUUAUGAAUGUAAUCAAUGUGGUAAAGCCUUUGUAUGUCAUGGUAGUCUCCAAUACCAUAAAAGAACACAUACUGGAGAGAGA